CUCUCUCUCUCUCUCUCUCUUCUCUCUCCCACGCUGCCACGCACGCCUUCUCUCUCUCUCGGUCUCGGCCUUCCUUUCCUAGCGGCGACGACAGGGCGAGUGGCGCCGCCCGCCAGUUCUUCGUCGGGCGCUUUGCCGGCGACGAGCAUCCGACAAGGUGCCUAUUGACUCGGGCAGGGAUCAAGCCUAGUGCCUAUUGACUCGGGCAGGGAUCGGAUCUUCUUCUGAGCUCCGACUCUGAAGCUCUUCUUUUGCCCUGAUCUCUGCGGUGUCAUUGCAAAACAAGAUGGUUUCCUUCGAGAUGAAUGACCUCAAGAAGAUUGGGCUUGGCCUGACAGGUUUUGGAAUAUUCUUCUCCUUUCUGGGAAUAAUUUUCUUCUUUGACAAGGGGCUCAUCGCAAUGGGCAAUAUUCUUUUCCUGUCAGGAUUGGGUUUGACAAUUGGUCUAAAAUCAACUAUGCAAUUCUUCACCAAGCCUAAGAAUUACAAGGGUACAAUCUCAUUUGGUGUUGGCUUUUUCCUAGUCCUCAUCGGGUGGCCCUUUUUCGGCAUGCUCUUAGAGGCAUAUGGCUUUAUUGUACUCUUCAGUGGAUUCUGGCCAACACUUGUAGUGUUCUUGCAGAGGAUUCCUAUCAUCGGCUGGAUAUUUCAACAACCGUUUGUGACAUCGUUCCUUGACCGCUACAGAGGAAAGCGGGUUCCGGUCUAGCAUCCUUUUUGCUGUGUGUUGCUUGUGGCGUAGUAACUAGCACAUGAUGUUUUUUAGUGGCAGUAGCAAAAUGGCUAUGCUUGCGUCUGUCUGGUCCUUAUUUCUCUUAUGUGCUGUAGUUCCCUAUUAUAGGAUUGUUCUUUGUAAAUUAUAGCCCCAGACUAAAUCCAACUCGAUGGUUUCGUGAAGACCACAGACCAGGAUGCAUAUUCACCCCAUGAAAAAUGAAUGGAUCGAGGAAACUCUUAAGCUUGCCCUGUUGGUAUGAA
Molecule: messenger RNA, 978 nt
Organism: Setaria italica (foxtail millet)
Lineage: Eukaryota; Viridiplantae; Streptophyta; Magnoliopsida; Poales; Poaceae
Product: vesicle transport protein GOT1
Exons: 8
Coding region: 287-709 (140 amino acids)
Biological process (GO): retrograde transport, endosome to Golgi; endoplasmic reticulum to Golgi vesicle-mediated transport
Source: RefSeq, a predicted model, not a curated record